GGCAGUACAGGAAGUCCGACACCGCACAGAUCCGUGUGUUACCGCAGUCACGUGGUUUCUCUUGGUCAGUCACAUGAUGCGGAUCACAUGACAUUCAGUCACGUGCUGUUUACCCAGGAACCGGGGUAGAGUGAGAUCGGAGGCCGGCGGGGGCUCCUCCUGCGGUGACUCUGUGACCUGUGAAUAUCUCUGUUUUGAAUCUGACGCGAUGGGCUGGCGGCUCGGCGCCUGGAGCGCGGACCCCGUUUACUCUCCCCCCAACAUGUCGGAUUGUCCCAACGGCUCCAGGUGGAUCUGGAACUUGUUAAAUGAGUGUGCGGUGGACGGGUGGGAUGUGGCCAGUGUGUACCUGGGGCUUCUCUCCAUCCCGCUCUUCAUCACUUCCUCCCUCCCGCAGUAUUACAGAUCCAUCAAGACUGGGAACAUGGACAAGGCGAUUUCCAUCUGGUUCCUGUUGGGAUGGUUGGCCGGCGACUCCUGCAAUUUCAUUGGUGCAUUCCUGUCCCACCAGCUCCCCCUGCAGACCUACACGGCCGUCUACUAUGUCAUGUCUGACAUUUUGAUGCUUACGCUGUAUAUAUACUACAAGUACCGGAAGCGCAGCCCCGCCGGGGCCGUGAGAAUUAACGCCGUGUGCGGUUUCGUGCUGGUCGGGUCCGUGGCUUCCAUGUCGCUUCUCCGGGCGCCGGGUUCUGCCGCGUCAGACUCAGGAGCCGGGGGGCACGGCCGAAGGCUGCUGGCGUUCAGUGAUUCGGGAAACAAGCCGUUCACCAACCAGGAAAUUAUCGGAGUCUUCAUCGGCUCCGUCUCCUCUCUCUUCUACCUCAUGUCCAGGAUUCCGCAGAUGAUCACUAAUUUUAAGAGGAGGUCCACGGAAGGGCUGUCCGUGCUGCUGUUUUUAAUGGUGGUCCUCGGCAAUCUGACCUACGGGACGAGCGUUCUUCUAAAGAACCCUGAAAGCGGCCAAUCGGUCCAGGAUUAUAUCCUGCGUCACCUUCCCUGGAUCAUCGGGAGCCUCGGAGUAAUGUCUCUGGACAUCAUCAUCCUGCUCCAGUUCUUAGUUUUCCGGAAGAACCCCAACUCUUCGGAGGAGAGAGAACCCCUUCUUUCCCGGAGCUAGAGCGUCGCUUCCGUUCCGCCUCCUUUUAUACCGAGUUUCCUCGUCUCUUUUAAUUCUGUUUACAGAGGAGGGUCUCGUCGCCAGAGUCCGAGGCCCCCCAUCCGGCGCGGAGCUCUUUUACCUUCGAUGGGUGCUAGAGACUGUUUUUAAACGUUUUAAUGAUAUUAAUCUUUAGUCAUUUUUAUUUUAGCCGUCAGAACCU
This is a messenger RNA of Spea bombifrons (plains spadefoot toad), 1322 nucleotides long. RefSeq names its product solute carrier family 66 member 1 (gene SLC66A1). Bases 209 to 1120 code for a protein of 303 amino acids. The transcript has 8 exons. The record is from RefSeq and is a predicted model, not a curated record. NCBI's taxonomy places the organism in Eukaryota, Metazoa, Chordata, Amphibia, Anura, Pelobatidae.